CUCAACUCUUUGUAUAUAAUGAUACGGUUUUUCAAAAUAGUUUCAAACUCAGUUUAGCUCCCCACUUGUUCACUAACUUCAAUCCCAGUAAAAAUCUGUUCAACAUGAAGUUCGUUGCAACAAUUGUUAUCAUGGUGAUUGCUGCUGUCGCUGAAGCUUCGCACAUCCCAUCGAUUCAUGCUCAUCAUGGAUUCAACUAUGCUGCCGCUCCAGUGAUAACUUACGCUGCUCAUCACGGUCCAACUGUCGUCCGGUCGAAUGCUCACCACGCUUGGGUUCAUCAUGGAUACCCACAGGUGGCAGCUUACAAGUCAUAUGCUCACCAUGUUCCAGCUGCAGUUACUGCCUACGGAGGUCAUUGGGAUCACCAUCAUGUCCCAGCUUCGGUAGCUGUUCCGGUGCACCACUCCGCUACAUAUGUCGCUGCCAAUCCCGGAGCUGUGCACAAAGCUCCCCUUGCCGGGCAUCUCGUCAAUCAGAAAUCCCUGAACCUGGCAUCAGCUUCCGGUACUUGGUAAUUUCAAAUUCAGAGAAUCUAAUAAAAUUGCAUAACGAUAAAUCAUAAUAAUAAAAAUAAUUGUAUGAAUAAU
Aedes aegypti (yellow fever mosquito) is the source of this 590-nucleotide messenger RNA. Its product is annotated as adult cuticle protein 1. Bases 105 to 518 code for a protein of 137 amino acids. The record is from RefSeq and is a predicted model, not a curated record. The transcript has 2 exons. Lineage: Eukaryota; Metazoa; Arthropoda; Insecta; Diptera; Culicidae.